This is a messenger RNA of Scleropages formosus (Asian bonytongue), 715 nucleotides long. Its product is annotated as RUN and FYVE domain-containing protein 1-like. Gene Ontology annotation, biological process: regulation of axonogenesis. Gene Ontology annotation, cellular component: cytoplasm. Gene Ontology annotation, molecular function: metal ion binding. The coding region runs from base 107 to 715 and encodes 202 amino acids. Lineage: Eukaryota; Metazoa; Chordata; Actinopteri; Osteoglossiformes; Osteoglossidae. The record is from RefSeq and is a predicted model, not a curated record. The transcript has 8 exons.
CCUGCGCACUCUCAACCAUCAACUUUCUGUUAAGACGCAGACCUCUGAUGCAACUUUGAAGCAGAAGAGCGAAGUCAUCAGUCGUCUGGAGGAAAAAGCAAAUCAAAUGGCUGCGACAAUCAAGCAACUGGAGCACAGAUCCAGACAGGCGGAGAAGGAGCGUGACCUCGCAGAUGAGGCCAACCGCUUCUUCAAGCAGGAGUUUGGGGACAAAAUCGAGAGUCUACAACUGGAGGUGGAGCAGCUGACCAAGAAAAAGGCUUGUCUGGAGCAGGAACUAAAGAAAGAGAGGCAACGCAAGAGUGGCCCUAAUGAUGCUGUUCCUAUGGAAGUGAAACCCUCACUGCUGGAAAGGGAUGUCAACAGGCAAAUGGAUGACAUGAGAAAGGAGCUAGAGGUAGUGAGGAAGGAAAAUGUUCAUUUGCGAACAGUGUUGGAGGAAAAGGAGAGUCUUAGUUCUAGCAUGUCACUGUCACAAAAUGAAGAGGAACAGGAUCAGUCAGUGACUGAAGACAAUCAGCCCUCUGUCUGUAAUAUGUGUGAAGAGGAGGAGUCCUUGAUUAGACCCAAGAAACUUUGUAACAACUGCAGAGAAGUGUUCUGCGAGAGCUGCCUUGCCAACGAGCUGCCGUUACCGUCUUCAAUCAGCCCCGUUCAAGUCUGCAACCAGUGCCACUCAAAGCUACUGCACCAGUAUUCCUCCAGUCCAUCUUGA